Messenger RNA from Cucurbita moschata (crookneck pumpkin), 1464 nucleotides. Its product is annotated as O-acyltransferase WSD1-like. NCBI's taxonomy places the organism in Eukaryota, Viridiplantae, Streptophyta, Magnoliopsida, Cucurbitales, Cucurbitaceae. Gene Ontology annotation, molecular function: long-chain-alcohol O-fatty-acyltransferase activity; diacylglycerol O-acyltransferase activity. Bases 1 to 1464 code for a protein of 487 amino acids. The record is from RefSeq and is a predicted model, not a curated record. Gene Ontology annotation, cellular component: plasma membrane. Gene Ontology annotation, biological process: triglyceride biosynthetic process. The transcript has 6 exons.
AUGGAGAUUUUGGAAGAUUCAGCAGCUCCCAUGAGCCCUUUGAGCCAAUACUUCAACACCUCUGCAAUGUGUGUUUCUGUUCUGGGUUUCAUUGAACUCGAAGCUCCAAUUUCUGCCUCCCACGCUAUGAACAUUGGCACUCAUGUUCUCAUCCCUGCUAACCCACGUUUCAGUUCCAUCAUGGUGAAGGAAAAGUGGUUCGGGGAGAGAAAAUGGAAGAUGGUUGAGGUUAACUUAGAAGACCACAUUUAUACACCAAAAUUUCCAGUGGAUCUCUCACCAUAUGAAUACGAUGCUUACUUUGAUGAAUAUGCCACAAACACAGCCACCAAACCCUUUUCUCAAAGCAUUCCUUUGUGGGAAAUUCACGUUUUCAACUACCCUACAACCCAUGCACCAUGCACUCUAAUUUUCAAGGUUCAUCACUCUAUAGCCGAUGGCUUUUGUCUUAUGAACACCCUUUUAAGUUUCCUUAAGAGAGCCGAUGAUCCUUCUCUUCCUCUCACUUUCCCGUCUCGAAAACGCUCAAAACAACCCGAAAAUGCACACGAUUUUGGUCGUCUUAGCCAUUUCCCAGCUUGUCUUUUCUUAUCUCUUCGCAACUUCCUAUCGAACUUUGGAUAUAGUAUUGCGAACACUUUCGUGGAAGAUGAUCCAACGCCCAUCAAACAUGAAGGAGAUUCCAUGCAACUCGUUAAGCCAAUUGCCAUAUCCACCAUGACCUUUUCCCUUGAUCAAAUCAAACAAAUCAAGACUAAGCUCAACGCGAGAGUUAAUGAUGUGAUCACGGGAAUUAUAUUCUUGGGAAUUCGACUAUACAUGCAAGAACAUAGCCCCGAUUCAUGGGAGGCAAAUUCAAGUGCAUUGAUUCUACUCAACACGAGAAAGGCUAAGGCUUACAAAUCAGUUCAAGAGAUGGUCAAAACCGACUCGGACGUACCGUGGGGAAAUAGAAUCGCCUUUUUGCCAGUGCCAAUCCCUAAACUCAUGGAUUCUACUCUUUCAACUGCCCCUUUGGAGUUUGUGAAGGAAGCCAAAAAGAACAUCAUGUUGCAAAGAAGCCCUCUCUCUGUGUUCAUGGCUGCUAAAGUUUUUGAUAUGUUGAAGCAUGUGACAGGCCCUGAGAUGGGAGCAAAGUUGUUCAAGAGGAAGCUAAACAAUUCAAGCACUAUCAUAUCAAAUAUGAUUGGUCCUACGGAGAAAAUGGCUUUGGUCAAUCGUCCAGUUAAAGGCUUAUACUUCACUGUUCCUGGUGUGCCUCAGAGCCUAAUUAUAACAAUUGUGAGUUACAUGGGAGACUUGAGGAUUGUGUUUGGAGGUGAGAAGUGCUUCAUAGAUUUACACAAGUUGAAAGCAUGCGUUGAAGAUGCCUUCCAAAGGAUGCUGAUCAAACAAGAUACAGCUAUUUAUACUCCUAUUAUGCUUUUCAAAUCACGCGGUGUUAUGCGGUACAUACCAUCAUGA